ACUAGUGCAAUCUCAGAUCCGACUAUGUUUAAGUUUCAGUUCAUAAUAAACAUGUUUAAACAGUGGAAGUAAUUUUAUUUGUUCUGUACAUACUUUACAAAUAAAUAGGUCACUAUGAACAUUCCUCCAAUUCAGCAACCAGGAGCAAUUGGAGUAGGGCAGAUGACACAGCCUGUAAAUCCUCAACUUCCUCAGAAUCCACAGCAAGCACAACAACCACAGGUUCAACAACAGCAGCAGCAACAACAACAACAGCAACAACCUCCAGAAAAACUUGAUAAUAUUUCUAAAGUUAAGUCAUUGAUUGGACCAUUGAGAGAAUCAUUGGCCAUAGCUCUGAAAACUGCAGCACAUACAUUGCAUCAAAAUAGUCUAGUAGAUGUUGGGUCCCUUAAGGGUAUUGAUCAACCUGAUCACAGAUUCAAUAAAUAUAUGGAAGAAUUUUACUCUAUCUGUGAUCAAAUAGAAUUACAUUUAAAAACUUCUAUAGAAUGUUUAUCACAAAAUUCUAGUUCUUUAAGAUAUCUACCAGUAUCCAUUAUGCCAACACGUAUUGAUAGUGUUGGAGCUCAAGAAGCACCUGUUUUAAUGUAUCCUCAGUUCUUGAUGACUGUAAGAGCACAAGUUGCAUAUGCUCGUGAAGUUCAUGAUACUUUAGUUUCUGCUGCACAAUCAAUAGCAUCAGGUGAAUAA
Habropoda laboriosa is the source of this 693-nucleotide messenger RNA. RefSeq names its product mediator of RNA polymerase II transcription subunit 29. The coding region runs from base 115 to 693 and encodes 192 amino acids. Lineage: Eukaryota; Metazoa; Arthropoda; Insecta; Hymenoptera; Apidae. Gene Ontology annotation, biological process: regulation of transcription by RNA polymerase II. The transcript has 2 exons. Gene Ontology annotation, cellular component: mediator complex. The record is from RefSeq and is a predicted model, not a curated record. Gene Ontology annotation, molecular function: transcription factor binding; transcription coregulator activity.